Messenger RNA from Gregarina niphandrodes, 1563 nucleotides. Its product is annotated as putative bacterial YaeB-like protein. The transcript has 3 exons. Gene Ontology annotation, molecular function: ATP binding; arginine-tRNA ligase activity. The coding region runs from base 1 to 1563 and encodes 520 amino acids. The record is from RefSeq and is a predicted model, not a curated record. Gene Ontology annotation, biological process: arginyl-tRNA aminoacylation. Gene Ontology annotation, cellular component: cytoplasm. Lineage: Eukaryota; Apicomplexa; Conoidasida; Eugregarinorida; Gregarinidae.
AUGGACGUUCGAAUCAACACGGAGCUCGUGCCCCUCUGGCACGAACUGUUUCCAGACACAGAGUUGCCCAAGAACUUUACUGUCGUAGAGUCCAAGAAUUGUGAGUACGGGGACUACUACACGAACAUAUGUCUGAAACUCCGCGACCACACGCCAGAAACGGCGUUGGAAAAGUGCAAGACACUGGUGGAGGCUUGGAACGCCAAAUUCACCUUUGCGCGGGCUUCCCAUCGGAGCGGUGGAUUCGUCAACUUCCGCGCGAUGGACGGUACUCGGAUUCAAACCCUCGAAGUGCAACACGCAUUUGGGAACAAGACCACUGAGCAUGCACCGGUGCAAUUGAAGCCCAUUGGAGUGGUUCGCACGCCCUUCAAAAGCAAAUAUGGAACCCCCCGACAGGGACUGUUCGUACCGCACGCAAUAGGUAAGGUGGAGCUGAGACCAGAAUUCAACAAUCACUGGCUGCAAGGACUCGAUGAAUACAGCCACUGCUGGCUCAUAUUCCUCUUCCAUCAAAAUGCCAAGCCGGCGGGUGACCAACCGGGGGGUGAGCAACCGGGGGGUGACCAACCGGGGGGUGACCAACCGGGGGGUGACCAACCGGGAGGUGAGCAACCGGGGGGUGAUCAACCGGGAGGUGAUCAACCGGGUGGCCAGCCGGGUAGCCAGCCGGGUAGCCAGCACACAUCAUGCUGUCAGCAGCCCCUCCCGGACAGCGAAGAGAAGCCCGCGGGAAACCCGUCGAUUCGGGUACCCAAGGCCCGCGGACGAAUUGGCACGUUUGCCACCCGGUCUCCGCAUAGACCCUGCCCUAUCGGUUUAAGCUUGUGCGAGAUCCAGCGGGUUGAGGAUAAGGUCGUCUGGCUCACCGGGGUCGACCUGGUGGACGGUACGCCACUCCUGGACUUGAAACCCUAUCACCCGUUAGACAAUGUGAACUACACCCACCCGGAGUACGUUCAGCCUCACCCCCCAUGCAGGCUGAACAUCUUCGGCCAGACCUUCUACGCGCCAGCAGUGUUCAACUGCCCUGCUGCACCCCUCAUAGUGGAGUUCCAUAUCGUUAAGCUCAUACGACCCUUCCUCGCAAAGGCGGUAGGCAUGAAUAAGGCGAAGAAAAUCCAACAGGCUGGCACCAAGGAAUACCGGGAAUUACUUGACCAAACCCUCAGUCAACUUGCAGCACUGGAAAAUGCCGACCCGAAGACUGAUUGCAGCGGCAACGAUGAUUUUGUUCAAAAAGUCUGGGACGCCAUACGUAUCAUCGAUAGCAUCGGGGAGAAAGAAAAAAGACUGCGCAUGUUCACCAUGUACAGGUCUUUAAGUGAUUUCAUCGCGUGCAUCAUUGAAUCGGUCCGCCUCGAUCCAAGAGAUAAAACCGAGCGGAAUGAUCGGCAAGGGAAGCGACAACGCUCCGCCCAUACCUUCGUCAUAGACAAUUACGAAAUCGUGUUCCAUAUUGGAGAUGCCACUCAGUCUACGCACCAUCAAGGCUGUGAUUGCAGCCCCAUUAUUGAACAACGGCCUGUAGCGAUUAUUGACGCCAUAACCUAUGAUGCCUGA